UGCCCUGUAUAGAUAUUCCAUAUCACAUCUUCUACUUGCAUGUAAUACUCACCUCUGCCGAACAGCGAGGAAGGCGGCCAAAGUUAACACCUACCCACUAUGUCUUUCUAUACCAUGGACCUUGUUAGCGAUAUCAAGGCUGGUGCUCCUACUGGAGUGGUCAUGUCUUCAAAUCCUCUUGAUCGACCCAUAGAGGGCCGCUCUGGCGUAACUGUUGGUCAGCAUCUCGAUGAGUUCAACAGUUUCAGAGACGAAUAUGGCCGAACCUUUGACGAGUUGGUGUACUGUCUCCUCCACGGCGAAGAUGCUAAGAUGAGUGUUGAAGAUUUUGGUACAUAUAUGAGAGCAGACCGCGCUCGUCAAACUCACAAGAGGUUAAUAGGACGUAUCAACAAGAACGCUUCACUGACGCGCGAGUGUAAGGAUGAUGAUAGUAAGAUUGGAGUGUCCAGGCGCACUAUCGAUGACAAUGGAGACAAGAAGCGGGAACCACACGUUAUUGAAAUCACAGGUGGUCGUAAGAAGCCUGGCGUGAGACCAUAUAAACGAGUCCGUUGAAUUUCUUCCAUGCUCAUAGAGUUAUGCACUAGCAGGUGCUUGU
This is a messenger RNA of Dothidotthia symphoricarpi CBS 119687, 601 nucleotides long. RefSeq lists its product as uncharacterized. Lineage: Eukaryota; Fungi; Ascomycota; Dothideomycetes; Pleosporales; Dothidotthiaceae. The coding region runs from base 100 to 558 and encodes 152 amino acids. The record is from RefSeq and is a predicted model, not a curated record. The transcript is spliced from 2 exons.